Molecule: messenger RNA, 981 nt
Organism: Aureobasidium namibiae CBS 147.97
Lineage: Eukaryota; Fungi; Ascomycota; Dothideomycetes; Dothideales; Saccotheciaceae
Product: WD40 repeat-like protein
Exons: 3
Coding region: 1-981 (326 amino acids)
Biological process (GO): regulation of actin cytoskeleton organization; TOR signaling
Cellular component (GO): TORC1 complex; TORC2 complex
Molecular function (GO): protein binding
Source: RefSeq, a predicted model, not a curated record
AUGAGUGUCAUCUUGUGUACAGCUGGCUAUGAUCAUACCAUCCGAUUCUGGGAAGCUCUUUCAGGCAUAUGCAGCCGCACGAUUCCACACCCAGACUCGCAGGUCAACCGCUUGUGCAUAUCUCCAGACAAGCGUUUUCUUGCUGCUGCCGGACACCAUACUGUGAAGCUUUAUGACAUCAAAUCUACGAACCCAGCUGCCGUCUUGACAUUCGAAGGUCACACCAACAAUAUCACUGGACUUGCUUUUCACUGCGAGGGUAAAUGGAUGGUGACAAGUUCGGAAGAUGGCACAGUGAAGAUCUGGGAUACACGCACUGGUCACGUUCAGCGUAACUACAGCCAUGGCGUUCCUGUCAAUGAUGUGGUUAUUCAUCCGAACCAGGGUGAGCUCAUUAGCUGUGACAGAGGUGGCAACGUGCGAAUCUGGGACCUUGCAGAGAACAAAUGCUCACAUCAGUUGAUACCGGAAGAGGACAAAUCUGUCGCUUCGGUCACUGUCGCGUCCGAUGGCUCUCUGCUCUGCGCUGCCGUUAGCAACAGUCAGAUCGGCUCAGUCUACGUCUGGCGUAUAAUAACGGCCAAGGAUGUGACGACGCUGGUGCCUGUUACGAAGUUCAACGCCCACAACACAUACAUCACACGCGUUCUACUAUCUCCCGACGUCCGCCACCUGGCUACUUGCUCUGCAGACCACACAGCGCGUAUCUGGUCAGUCGACUUGUCAAGUCACAACGCCAUCGCUGCUGGGCCUGGAGACAAGGAUAGCAGUGCAUUUGAGCUCGAGCAGGAACUCGACGGCCACCAGCGCUGGGUCUGGGACUGCGCGUUCAGUGCCGACAGCGCCUACUUGGUAACAGCUUGCAGUGACCACUACGCGCGGUUAUGGGAGCUGAGCUCCAAGCAAGUCAUCAGACAGUACAACGGACAUCAUCGUGGAGCGGUUUGCGUGGCACUGAACGAUUACUCGGAAACUAGAUAG